AUGCCGGAGACAUCAGGAGCAUCGAAGAAAGAUAUUUUCAAUGAGCCACAUUGGACCAAGACACACAGUCAUCGGGUAGGGUUGCGAGACGGCGAUGACCGAUUCCCCGGUCUGACACAUUCCGGAGAUGACUGGCGGUUUGCAAUUGAAGAAGAGGCCGAGGAGAAGAUCCAAGAAUUGAAAGAAAAGGCAGCCCGCGGAGAACUGCUCACUGUUCGCGACUUCAUUGCCAAACAAGAGGACUUUGAAUUUAAACGACCAGAAGUCCAUCCGAAGAACCGGCGAUAUGUCCUGCACAUUACAGAAGAUUUUAUCAAAGAGGGACAAGGUUGGCUCAUUAACGAGAAAAAGCGCCAACACGAAGAAGAGAAACGGCAAACGCAGGACACAGACAAAGAAGAGGACUCGGAACCCGAAUCCAAGAAGGGAAAGAAAGAAAACGAGAGUAAACCUGAAUACAGCCCGGAGCAGCAGGCGUUUUUGCGGAAUUUAUGUGAGGAGGCGGAACAUAUACGCUCGAUGAAACAGAAUGACGGCAAAGGCCGUUCGCCUGCGUGGACUGAAAUGACGUCCACGCAAAUUGACGAGUUGGAUCAAUUCAGCCCAGAUAACUGGAUUGCGCGACCCGACACUCUAAUCCGAAUCACUGGUAAAAAUCCGUUGAACGCAGAGCCGGAUUUGUCACAGCUUUUUGAUGCAGGCCUUAUCACACCGAACCGACUUCAUUAUGUCCGAAAUCAUGGCUCAGUUCCGAACUUGGAGUGGGCGAAUCAUAAACUUGAGAUAUCAGCUGGAAGAUCUCUGGCACUUCUCAUGGAUGACCUAACAGACCAAUUUGAAAGCGUAAAUAUUCCGGUUCUUCUGGCCUGUGAUGGCAACCGCCGGAAGGAACUCAAUAUGAUUAGGCGGUCCAAAGGGUUCAAUUUCGGCCCUGGGGCUGUCAGUUGCGCGUACUGGAAAGGAGUUCUGUUGCGGGAUGUGCUUUUGAAAGCUGAUAUCAUGCAGUUAUUGGACGACUACCCAAGUGCGAGUCUUUGGGUUCAUUUUGAGGGCGCAGAUGAACUCAGCGAAGGGAGGUAUUCCACCUGUAUACCCUUGGAAUACGCUAUGGAUCCGAAUAACGACGUUUUGCUCGCUUAUGAAAUGAAUAACAGCCCUCUGCCAGCUGAUCAUGGAUAUCCGCUCCGACUGAUCAUCCCUGGAUAUAUUGGAGGUCGGUGCGUGAAGUGGCUGGCGAAUAUAUGGGUGACAGAUCGUGAGAAUGACAGUUACUACCAUAUAUAUGACAACCGUGUUCUUCCCCGCUUUGUGACAGAUCCGAACUCCGAAUUUGCGGACAUUUUAUUCCACAACCCGAGUACCAUCUGCAAUGAACAGGCAUUGAACUCUAUCAUUGUGAAACCAGCCCAAGGUGAGUCAAUAAGGCUCAUCGAUGUAAAGACAGGCCAAACAUAUCGGAUAGAAGGAUUUGCAUAUAGUGGAGGCGGGCAGGAAGUACAGCGUGUUGAGAUCAGCCUGGAUGGAGGUGAAAACUGGUUGUACUGCGUGCGGCGGUAUCCUGAAGCACCACUGCGGCACGGAAAGAAAUUUUGGACAUGGCUGUUUUGGCAUGUUGAUGUUGACCUUUCACGAAUGCUGGAGGCCCAAACCAUUACCGUGCGAUGCUUUGAUGUAGGUAAGAAUACGCAGCCUAAUACGCCUUCUUGGAAUUUGACAGGAAUGAUGAACAAUUGCCAGUACGUGGUCAAGCCACAAGUCAUCAACGCCCCUGACACAAACGAGUUGCUCUUGAUGUUUCGUCAUCCCUGCGAACCAGGUUCUGGAGAAGGCGGAUGGAUGAAACCAUCCACAGAGAUUCAAAUGGAGCAAGCUAAGCGCUCCGCAAUAGCUCCUCAGAAACAGUUCACUCGAGAGGAAAUAGAAAAUCAUUCCAGUGAACGGGACUGCUGGAUCGUGAUCAAUGAUAAAGUGUACGAUGCCACCAGUGUUCUGAGUUGGCACCCUGGUGGCAUAACACCGAUCCUCAAUCAUGCUGGGCGAGUUCAUUCGGAGACGACGGAGGCCUUUGAGAGUAUUCACGAUGACUUUGCCCAAAGGAAGUUGCAAGAAUGCGCCUUGGGAGUGGUGACCGACAAAGUAAAGGAAUUUAUGAAACACAUGGCCGAACAGAAAGCCAAACAGAGGGCUAUGUCGGCCAGAAGGGAUACGGAUGUAGCACUUAGCCGGCAUAAAUGGACAUUGGUGCGACUUGUGCGAAAAACCAAGAUUUCAGGGGAUACCAGUCGGUAUACAUUUCAACUGCCGCCGUCCUCCAAAACAUUAGGGUUGGAAACUGGUCAACAUGUGCAACUGGGAUUUCACUUCCGAGAUCGACUGGUUUUUCGUCCGUACACUCCCGUUUGGCCAAUCCUCUCGAGCCAAGACGGAGGAAGUUUCGAUCUAGUCGUAAAGACGUACUAUCCAGAUCCAGGACAGCCAGGAGGAACCAUGUCGAAUAUUCUGGACUGUCUUCGGGAGGGUGAAGUGGUGGAAGUGAAAGGACCAUCUGGGCAAAUCAGAUAUCAGGGUAAUGGGGAGAUCCUCGUUGACAACAAAAAGUAUUCUUUCGAUCGUGUCACCCUGAUUCUUGGUGGUUCAGGGAUAACCCCGGGGUACCAACUUGUCGCCAGGAUUCUAUUGACAGAGGAAGAUCGAACAGAAAUCAGGGUUAUCGAUGCCAACAAAACCGAGGAUGAUAUUCUAUUGCGUACAGAACUUGAUCAAUUUGCGCAAGACAACUCGGACCAAUUUAGUAUCAUCCAUGUUUUGUCUAAUCCGGGGAAAGAUUGGUCAGGCGAAACGGGCCAUGUAAACGAAAGGAUUCUCCGCCAGUAUGCGUUUGAACCAGACGAUAGAUCUGUGGCCCUCUUAUGCGGACCUCCAGCAAUGAUCAAGAAAGCGGUGCUGCCAGUACUUAAGGACUGGGGCUAUCAUGAAGACAAGAAUCUGUUUGGAUUCUAG
Messenger RNA from Aspergillus chevalieri, 3000 nucleotides. Its product is annotated as putative nitrate reductase. NCBI's taxonomy places the organism in Eukaryota, Fungi, Ascomycota, Eurotiomycetes, Eurotiales, Aspergillaceae. The record is from RefSeq and is a predicted model, not a curated record. The coding region runs from base 1 to 3000 and encodes 999 amino acids. Gene Ontology annotation, molecular function: oxidoreductase activity; molybdenum ion binding. The transcript has 6 exons.